CUUGUCUCCGCAGCGACGUGCGUCCAGAGAGCAGGUAGAAUUUCGUUUUUCACCGCUGUUUCCGUGGCGACGUUUUUCCAAACCGCAAAUGGGAUUUCGUUUUUCACGGAAUCCGUGGAAAGUUAUCGGGAGAUGGUCAAUUUCUACCGCCAUUCCGAUUCCAAGGGAAACCUAAGGUUACCUGUGAUCUACGAUCUCGAUGGCAAACGGUGUACUGAGCUGGUCGAAGUGGCCGCGCAGGCACAUGAAAAAGCGGGCCACCACGAGAAAGCGAGUGAAGGACGGUCACAAGAAGCAGAACAAGCGGAAGACCAAGACCCUGGUAAUGCAAAUAGUGGAAGGGGCAUCAAUGGAGAAACUAAUAAAAGUUAUAGACGUGAGCGUGACAACACGGAACCGGGAGAUGAAAACUACAACACAACUGCGGAUGAAGUAGAUGCUAAAAGCGGUCGUUUGGACAUUCGGGAAUGCGAGUGGAAAUGCUACGUGAAUCAGCAGUGUGACGCAUGGCAAUAUCACAAUGUCUCAAAGGC
This is a messenger RNA of Amoebophrya sp. A25, 533 nucleotides long. The record is from the annotation of a GenBank genome assembly. Lineage: Eukaryota; Dinophyceae; Syndiniales; Amoebophryaceae.